AUGUCUUCCCAGGGCCAGACUGGCCUGCCAAAGCUUGGCAAUGUCCUCUACCAGACCGUUUUUCAAUUUCCUUACAGUGCCUAUUCAGUCCCAAGAGUCCCCGACCAGAACACAACGCCCUCUUUUCCUGAUCCGUCAGCGAUGCCCCACGAACGGACGAAGUCGGAGCACCAGAAUGCGCACACGCUGAGCGAGCCUCUGGCCAGCUUCUGCGCGUCGAGCAACACCGUAUCGGGGUUUCUUGCUGAGAAUCCCACAUUGACGCCUGGCCACGCGUGGAAGGAGCUUGCCGACAACUACAAGAGCAGUCUCCACGAGCCAAAACACAUUAGAGAUAUCGGACAAGGGGAGGUGACCGACGAUGAGCUCGAGGUGGCGUUCAAGUGCACACUCAACAACGAUCCCGCUUGUGGGAUGGCGAGUCCAUCAUUGCUUGGCAGCAGCGGCGUGGUCCCGCUCACCAUUCUCUCUGUCAUCCCCGACAUUGUGAGACACAUGUCGAAUCUCAUCGUGAGGGCAGAGAAAGAGGUAAUCCUCGCGACAAAUUUUUGGCAAAACGGUGCCGCGUCAAAGUACAUCACGAACGCCAUGAAGGAAGCCUCCCGCCGCGCAGGGGAGCGGGGGACCAGGAUCACGAUGAAAGUGCUCUACGACCGCGGCAGCCCGAAACAGCUGUUCGAGCCUCACUAUAUCGUUCCUGAGAAGGAAUACACCGGCAAGGCUGUCGGUCUGCCGUCGAAACAGGAGAUCCCGAAUAUCGACCUGGAAGUGAUGAACUACCACGACCCGAUGCUCGGUACUUUCCACUCCAAGUUUAUGGUCGUCGACCGCAGGAUUGGCGUGGUUCAGAGCAACAACAUUCAGGACAACGAUAACCUGGAAAUGAUGGUUCAUGUCGAGGGCCCCAUCGUCGACAGCCUGUAUGAUAUGGCGCUGCUUACUUGGCACAAGAAGCUUGACCCGCCUCUGCCGACUAGAGAGACGCCAGCUGCGCUGGGCGAGCUGGGCAGCUUUGGGGUCAGUCACGACUCCAUUUUCACCCCCGAAGGAACUUUAAAAGGCCACAGGGCUGUGCUUGAUCCGGCUCGGAUGCCGCAGCGCGCCGCUGCCUAUGGCCCCGGCGCCGACCGCAUUCUAACGCCGGGCGAGGCCAACGGUUUCAGUGGAUCGACCGCUUCAAGCCCACCGCCUCGGGAUAUCCGGAACCGGCAAUCAGUCUCGCAGACCAUGCCGUUCGCAGAAGUCAUAGCGAAUGAUUCUCUGCCAGAGCACACCCACGAGGACCCGCAUUACGACGAUGAUAUCGCUGGCGAGGUUGCCCGCGUGCAAGCCGCAGUCUCGGCGAAGCCCAAUGAGUCGCAAAUGCAGGCCGUCAGCCGGCACCUCAACCACACCAUCAACAAAGACUUCAAGGGCACCGCCCCGGAGAGCGACCCGGCCGACGAGAUGACGCCGUACAUCCCCCACCCCACACACGAGCCGUUUCCUAUCGCGCUUGUCAACAGGCCGCCAUACGGGCCGCCGAACCACAAGUCGAUGGGGAACCCGCAGAACGCGGCGUGGUUGUCAGCGCUGCGUAAUGCGGAGAAGAAUGUCUUCAUCCAGACGCCUACGCUAAAUGCCGAGCCGCUGGUCCCGGCCAUGCUCGAGGCUUGUGAACGAGGUCUUGAUGUGUUUGCCUAUGUCUGUCUCGGAUAUAAUGAUGCUGGCGAGUUGUUGCCGAUGCAAGGAGGUCACAACGAGAUGAUCGCCGCCCAUAUGUAUGAGAAACUCUCACCUCAAGCGCGGCAACGUCUCCACUACUUCUGGUACGUCGGCAAGGACCAGACGCAGCCCAUAAUUGCAGAGAAGAAGAAGCGUUCGUGCCACGUAAAACUCAUGAUCGUCGACGAGUCGAUCGCCAUUGUCGGAUCCGGCAACCAGGACACCCAAAGCUGGUUCCACAGUCAAGAAGUCAACAUGAUGCUCGAGAGCCGUGAUGUGUGCAAGGCUUGGAUCGACGGAUUGAGGCGGAACCAGAACACGCACCGGUAUGGAGCAUUGAAUAGGGAAGAUGGCGUCUGGAGAGGUGAAGACGGGAAAGAGGCGGAUGGCGCGACAGGAGUUGACCCUGGGCGGUUCAGCUGGGCAAAAGGUUUGGUUGGAGCGAUCAAGAGGUUGGAAGGAACUGGAGGGUUUUGA
Colletotrichum graminicola M1.001 is the source of this 2181-nucleotide messenger RNA. RefSeq lists its product as uncharacterized. The coding region runs from base 1 to 2181 and encodes 726 amino acids. The record is from RefSeq and is a predicted model, not a curated record. Gene Ontology annotation, molecular function: catalytic activity. Lineage: Eukaryota; Fungi; Ascomycota; Sordariomycetes; Glomerellales; Glomerellaceae. The transcript has 4 exons.